Messenger RNA from Actinia tenebrosa (Australian red waratah sea anemone), 1830 nucleotides. Its product is annotated as bifunctional peptidase and arginyl-hydroxylase JMJD5. The record is from RefSeq and is a predicted model, not a curated record. Gene Ontology annotation, molecular function: calcium ion binding. Lineage: Eukaryota; Metazoa; Cnidaria; Anthozoa; Actiniaria; Actiniidae.
UAUCUGCCAUCAUAAACACGAGCAUGUAAAAUGCCUCGUCCACUUAAACGUGAAUCUUUUCCCGUUUAGACAAAAAAAAUCCUACGAGCGGAUGCCACUGUUAUCAGAAUGAAGCCUUUACUUCUUCUCGGCUUUAUUUUUAAUGUAGUUCAAGGCAAUAGCGAUCACCCAUCAGGCCAUCUCAAGCCUCUAGGGUCCCAUCAAGAACCCGAACAGCCCAUUACCGAGCUACAUGGAGCCCCUUCGCCUAAAGAUUUCUUUGAGAACUUUGUAAAACCUGGAAAACCUGUACUUUUUAAAGGAGCCGCUAAGAAAAUGCCCUCGUUCUCUCUUUGGACAGAUGAGUAUUUAAGCAAAAAGUUUGGAGGACUCAAAAUGGAUGUCGAGGAAGGAAAGAAAGAAAAUAGAUCUUGGGGGACAUUUAAUUUUAAACUUCAAGACUUUAUCAAACGUUACAAGACAGAAGAUGUUUAUAUGGUUGAGAGUCUACCAAAACAAAUGCAAGAAGAGUAUAUGUUACUAAAGAGUCUACACUGUGGAGGCUUUACAGACGUGCUUCAGGAUGCUGUCAUGUGGUUUAGUAGUGGUGGCACAAAGUCUGUCUUCCAUUUUGAUGCAGUAGAAAAUAUCAAUUGUCUUUUUAGUGGCAGCAAGCAAUUUGUAAUGGUCGACAAGAUAUUCAAACCACAAGCGCACAUUGACAAAGUAGAUGGCUCCUACUCCACUGUCGAUGUGGAAAAAGUAGACAUGUAUAAAUAUCCUGGCCUUAGGAAUAUACCAUGGUAUAAUGUAUCAAUGAUGGAGGGUGAUUGUCUUUAUAUACCUUACAUGUGGCUUCAUCAUGUACGUUCCUAUGGAACUCGUAAUCUAGCCAUCAACAUUUGGUGGGCUCAUUUCACAUUUUUUAAUGAAAGUGACUGUAAAACUAGCAAAUAUAAAGAUACAGAGUACUUGCCACUCAGUAGCUUUGCCUUUAAACCAAUGGAAACCACAAGACAGCGAAUCCUUGAAGAAUUGGGAAGAAAAUCGGUAACACAAGACRAGUGGAUCGAAAUGUCUAGGAAACUUGCCACUGCUUUACUUUUAGAACAAAACACAAAAGAAGCCAUAAUAAAGAAUUUUCAAGAAUUAGACAAAAAUAAAGACGGCUUUGUCAGCGCUGAGGAAAUUCUAGAUUUAGAGAGCUCCGACAUUGAGCGAUUAUUGACUCCUGGACAGCUUCCAGAAGAAGAAAACGAAGAAGAAGAAGAAGAGGAUUAUCCUCCCGCAAAAGAAGAGGAAGUAAAAAGCGAAGAAAGCACAAUUGAAAAAUUAGUCGAAGCCAAAAAUGAAAGAGUCGGAAUAAAGGAAGAUCUUUAAGAUUACUUCGCCUGAGAUAACGACACGCUGUUGGCUUGAAUGAUUGAAUACGAACCGAUUGGACCGUCUACUAGUCUCCCCCACAGCCGCUUUCAGUGUCGUCGCGCAACGCUUUCUCCCCUGAGUAGCUACUCAAGGGAGAAAGCGUUGCGUGACGACAAUGAAAGCCGCUGUGGGGGAGACUAACCGUCUACGACACUGAGGAAAACUGCACAGUAGGCUCGCAAAAUAUAUUGAUCAAUAUACACAACUUUCAUUGUAGUAAAUUCCGUAUUUAUUUAUCAUAAGCUUGUACAUGUAAUAAAAAUCUUUUACCGGAUAGUUAUAUAAGCCAGAUUUAACUUUUUUUUUCGCUAGCGAGAAAAGCUAGCUAUGGCAAGCAAACUUUGUCAGACAGAGUUGUAAAUUUUUAACAUAUUAUUUGACGUCUAUCUCAUUAAAUCUAAGCUUUUCGAAGCGGUCUGAACUAAA